AUGACCUCAACAAUCCCGGUGGCGUACACGAUUGCGUUUACAGCACCAGAAGUUCUCGAAUAUGCAAGCAGUGGUCGACCUGGACACUCCAAACACACUCCCAUGAGUGACAUGUUCUCGUUUGGUGGAUUAUGCCACGAACCCUCUCCCCGGUCCCGUUCCUCAGCAGAAGAGCUCAAUGAUGGUAUGUGGGAUUUGAUGAAGCGGUGUUGGGCGAGGGAUCCAUCAGAACGGCCUACUGCAAUGCUCGUCGUCCAGUUCUUGGAG
Coniophora puteana RWD-64-598 SS2 is the source of this 267-nucleotide messenger RNA. RefSeq lists its product as uncharacterized. The record is from RefSeq and is a predicted model, not a curated record. The transcript is spliced from 2 exons. The annotation marks the transcript as partial. Lineage: Eukaryota; Fungi; Basidiomycota; Agaricomycetes; Boletales; Coniophoraceae.